CUAAACUAAGCUACUAUAUUAUUCCGCGUUGUGUGCUGGGAGGCGCACAUAUAUAAGCGGACAUGAUCAGUGUCGUAAAUGCUCACAGCUGAGGGCGAUUCAGACACACGUGAAAAUCCCAGCCAAUGACAGAACAGGGAGGAGACAUGACAGAAACAUAAACAAACACACGUGUCCAAAUGUCACUACUGUCAACAACGGAAAAGCAGGUGCUCGCGCAGUCACGCUUAGAGCACCCUGCUUCAAGGGGAAAUCGUGACAGCCGUCCUGUUCUGUGCUGGCCUGGAUACAGUCUCCACUUCCUCGCUGUGUUACCGUGCUCCUGAUGUUCUGUUUUGGGUCAUGCAAGCUGAAUGAAACGAGGCAUGGAGCCAAAUUUUGAAGAACAAUGCACAUCAAAUAUCUUGAUAAGAAAACACAGAGAUACCGUUCUCUUACAGCUUAAUAUUGGAUUAUCAACAUUUUAUAUAUAACAGCAUCCCAUGGCGUACUAGAUACAGAUACUGAGACAACCAACCCCAUUCUCCCCUAUUAAGGAAAAAAAAGUAAAAUGGCUCCUAUUACAACGUACUGACAGACCAUAAUAAACACAAUGCAAGCCAGAGCUUCUUUAGUUUAGCCUCUGCUGCCAUCAAGUGUCAGAAAAUUGUCCCGACCUUUAGAUCCAUAUCACCAUUUGUUUGGUCCCUAUUUUCACACAUAUGUUCCUGUUCCUUUCUUAAACACUGCCAAACCGACCGAGUGCUGGAAUAGUGCAUUUGCUCAUUGGACACUUAAUGAGACGCUCUUUGUUUAGUUAGCUAACGUGCUAACCUUUACCUUCUAACUGAAACGUGACGCGUCCCAGUAUGCCGACAGGUGACAUUCCAGUCACAGAUAGAGAGAUUUCAUGCUCAGGAAGUGCGGAAGUAGGCAAUACUUAGGGUUGACAAUGGGUCAGACUUAAAGUUCAUGCCGAAGGACGAACAGCUCUGCUCCAGGUAAUAGAACAUUUCCACUGGACAGUUCCCGUAUCUGGAGUCACCCUCAGUGAUAGCGCGCAAAAUGACUCACAGGAGACAGGCAGGUAGUAAAAACAAAUGCACUGAGAGGUAAAAACAAUGAGAGGGAAGCAUCGAACUAUUGGAGGCUAUCGGGGUGGUGAAAAAAGAAAAUGGCACUGGGAGCCUUUCUACACUUCCUUUGCACUCCCCAAAGUCCUUCGACUAUGUUCUGGUGGCACAGGAAAUGCAUGAAGAUAGCAGAAAAGAGAACUUCAGGAAGAAAAGGGAUUUCAUCAAAGCUUUGAAAGACAAGAAUUUACAGAUAACGAAAAUUGCUGAUGAUGAUAAAGUUUUUUAUGGCAUUAAAGCCCCAAAAGAGAUAUUUGAGACGUACAGAUAUCUGCUUAAAGUGUCUGAUGCGUGUAACUGGAGCUGUGAACAGCAGGGAAAUAUACCACAAGCAGCAAGGAUACGGAUAGUUGACUACAUCCUGCAUCACACCAGCAUAGACACUGAUGGUGUUCCAGAGUAUCUAUCAGACCUCAUCAAAGAGAAUGUAUUUCAGACUCAAUUUUGUCUCCAUGAGAAAGAGGAACAGAAAGAACUGAGAAAGAGUUGGGCUAGAUGGACUGCCUGUUUUCAUGGACAACCCAUAACUGAUGUAAGACACUACUUUGGAGAAAAGGUGGCUCUGUAUUUCCUGUGGCUGGGCUGGUACACAUUUCUGCUCAUCCCUGCUGCUCUGCUGGGGGUCAUAGUCUUCCUUUAUGGCCUAUUUUUCUUCAAUUUCAACCCUGUAAUACAGGAGGUGUGUAAAUCAGAUGCUAUUAUGUGCCCGCUGUGUGAUAAGAGAUGUAAGGUUUGGCGGCUCUCUGAUACAUGCACAUACGCGAAGGUGAGCACACUGUUUGACAAUGAAGGAACAGUCGCAUUUGCUAUGUUCAUGGCAGUCUGGGCUACAGUGUUUCUAGAGUUCUGGAAACGCCACACAGCCUCAUAUGUCUGUGAGUGGAAAGUUUUUGACUGGUGUGAAGAAGAGGAGGAGCUGAUACUGGAGAUAGUCAAUGACCUUAAUUGCAAGUCAAUGAAGUACAGUCACUCAUAUCUGCGCAGUACACUAAUUAUGGUGCUAAUGACACUCAUGUUGCUGCUGAUUAUUGGGUUGGCACAGGCCCUUGUGGUGUUCAGGGUAAUAACCAGUGUAGAGUUUGCUAAGCAAACCAAAUGGCCUUUUCUUUGUGAAAACAGCAACACAGUGGCGUUGAUGCUGGGAGCAGUGCUGCACUACUUCACAAUAACCAUCAUGACUUGGAUCAAUCGCAGAGUGGCCCUGAAGUUAUGUGAAUUAGAGAAGGUGCGUUCACAUGCUGCUGUUGAAAAGAGCUUCACAGUGAAAAUGUUUACCUUCCAGUUCUUCACUCUUUUCUCCUCACUCGUAUACACAGCAUUCUUUCUUGGCAGGAUAAACGGUCAUCCAGGUGGAUAUGUGAGGAUAGCUGGAAUCUGGAGAUUAGAGGAGUGUCAUCCUAGUGGAUGUCUGACUGACCUGUUCAUUCAGAUGGCCAUCAUCAUGUUGCUCAAACAGAUCAUCAGCAACGUGUUUGAGUUUUCAGGCCCUUGGUUCAGACGGUGGCUGAAAAGGAGACAGAGUCGGAAGCUGAGGAAGAAGGUUAGACAGUGUUCAAAGAAGGACUGUAUGGAAGGUACAGGAGGUGAUAAUCUGUGUGACAGCUGCAAACUUAAGGACUUGCUCUGGAACUUUGACCUUAAUAAUGUGGACUCCUUCAGCCUCUUCAAUGAAUUCCUAGAAAUGGUACUCCAGUUCAGCUUUACCACCAUCUUUGUAGCUGCAUUUCCUCUGGCUCCUCUGCUCGCUCUACUUAACAACAUCAUUGAGAUCAGAAUGGAUGCCAUUAAAAUGGUCAGUCUGGAGCGAAGACUGGUUCCCAGGAAGACAAAUGACAUAGGUGUUUGGACAGAUGUACUGGAAACAAUUGGUGUGCUAGCUGUCAUUGCAAACGGGCUAGUCAUCGGCAUGUCCUCUGAUUUUAUCCCUCGGCUGGUGUAUCGCUACCGAUAUGGACCCUGCGCUAAUUUCACUGCUAGUGGUGUUGAAUGUAUGUCUGGUUAUAUUAAUAACUCUCUGUCUAUCGCUGAUACAAAUGAUGAGAACAUUAGAAAAGACUUUUUACCCCAACAACUCAUUCACAAUGGCAUGAAUGUGACACACUGCAGCUAUAGAGACUAUAGGAGUAAUGAUGACUACACUUUGACCAAUCAGUUUUGGGUCAUUCAGGCAGUCCGCUUUGCCUUCCUCGUCCUUUUUGAGCAUGUGGUGGUGAUAUGUAAGUGCAUCGCAGGGUGGUUUGUCCCCAGUUCUCCCUUAGAGGUGAAAAAUACAAGGCUGCAAGACAAACUCGGAAGACUGAAAGAAGAACUACGCCCAGCAAGAACACAGCAUUUCAGAUCAUAGAAUGAAUGGCAAACUUCAGUGGAUGCCACAAUCCAGAAAACAGAAAAAGUAUAAUCAACUGCAGGAUAAACUGAAUUACAGUGUCUAAUCCAAUGAUGAACCCUGUCCAUUCAUGAUCCCAUUACCAGCAGGAGAAGGGCUGAAGUUGAAAUUCUUGCUGCUGUGCACAGCUGUUAACUUACUGUUUCUAUUUGAUUUAUUCAGUACUCGUUUGCUAAAGUUGAUUAAUGACAUUGUCUUUGUUUGUUUUCCCUAGUAGACUACAUGUUUUGUAUUACAUUGGAUUUACAGUGUACUAUGUAAUUUGUAUAUAUUUCAAUUAUUUGACUGUUAAUUUCAUUUCCAGUUCAUGCAUUGAACAGAUGCAAUAUGUACAGCAAUGCAACAUUUGUAUUUUGUGGAAUAAAGAUUUAGAAAUGCAAACUUUUCUACAAUAUCACACAAACACUGUUUUAAAAAAAAAAAAUAAAAAUGCUCAACUGUGAUAA
Ictalurus punctatus (channel catfish) is the source of this 3944-nucleotide messenger RNA. Its product is annotated as anoctamin-9. Gene Ontology annotation, molecular function: chloride channel activity. Gene Ontology annotation, cellular component: plasma membrane. The transcript is spliced from 26 exons. NCBI's taxonomy places the organism in Eukaryota, Metazoa, Chordata, Actinopteri, Siluriformes, Ictaluridae. Bases 1228 to 3456 code for a protein of 742 amino acids. The record is from RefSeq and is a predicted model, not a curated record. Gene Ontology annotation, biological process: chloride transmembrane transport.